This is a messenger RNA of Lachancea fermentati, 1374 nucleotides long. Lineage: Eukaryota; Fungi; Ascomycota; Saccharomycetes; Saccharomycetales; Saccharomycetaceae. The record is from the annotation of a GenBank genome assembly.
AUGGGCAUAUUCGUGGAAAUCCCCGGCUCGAACAUGUUAAGUAUGACGCGGUUUCUACCGGAACACGUAGGUAAAAUGGGCAAUGGCCACACGAGGGAUAAUGGGGAGCACAGUCUGCUGACGGUGUCGAAAGACGGCCACUCAGGUGUCAAGCCAAUACGGAUGCAACGUCGGCGUCGCAGCUCGUCUUCUGACUUGUCGAUGGCCAGCAUGACGCCGUCGAUGUGCUCGGUGAUGUCGCAAGUUAAGCAGAACCGGCGCCGACGCACCACAAGUACCAGUAGUGACAGCAGUAAGCAAUCGCUAGAACCACCAUGCGCGAGCGCGAGCUCGGUGUCAUCGUCAUAUCGUGCGACCGAAAGCUCUCGACGCGCACGCACGCUAUCGGACGACUUCUUCGGCGACUGGUUCGGCAGCCUCGGAUGCGAUGCCGUGACCAAAGCCGUCCACCACGGUACAGAACACCCGCUAGAGGUGUCAAUGAGUCUCGACAGCGCGUUGCUUUCAGAAGAACCGCGCGUAAAAGUUGUCAACUUGCCAGAUCUCAACUUCAGCGACCAAUAUCGUGUCAGCGACAUUGUGCAGUUUUAUACACCUGUGUUCCAACGUCGCAAGCGCAGCAAGUCGCGCCGCACCUCCGUGGACCUCACUAUCGACACUACGAAGCGUGUGGGCACUGCACAGGUUUCCGAUGUUUACGGCAGCGAUACGCUGUCGGUGAAACAGCUGGCGUCUGUGCGAGGCUCAUCGCGGGCUUCAUCGCCACUAAUAUACGAAAAAGAUAUCGUUGAAAUGGAGCAUUGGCCCACACAAGAAAGCGACACUCAAGAAUCCACAGAUAGUGCCGCUAAUUAUUUAUGGACCGAUCGUCCUCUCAAGCGCACCCGGCAACAAUCUCUGAAUCCAAACUUUCUCAAGUUGUACGCCCUCGAGACAUCAUGCAAGUCGCGCAAUACCAUUCCAGAUCUGAACGUGGACGAACAGGUACUACGGCGGCUCAGCUACGAUGAUAUCUGGGCUCUAGACAUUCCGGCUGCGUCCCAAAACCAGGGCGUGUCCGCCUACGACAUUAAAAUUGCACUUAUAACCAGGAAGAAGCUGUGGUCCGAGAUGCUCUCGGUCCCCCGAUCCGAUCUCCACGGUGCCAGCUCUCCCUGGAACCUCAAAUUCAUUGCAUCUUCACAAAACGAAACUGCCUCCACGAGCUCGUUGGUCCGUGUCAAAUCGGACCUCAAGCCUUGGACUGGCCAACUCUCAUCGCUAAUGUUGAGACCAUGCGGGAAGCUGGCUCUCGACAAAUCACGACCAGGCUCGUGCACAAGGGAAAUACAAUACGUGGUGAAAGGCUGGUGCGACAGCAGGUUUGUAAAUUGA